AUUCGACACGACCGCCACGCCGAGUGGUUCGCGAUAUCGCAUAGCCUUGCGCUCGCUGCUGGGCCCCCACGGAGCCCCCACGGGUGCUCCGAUUCGCGACUCGACUUGGCCCCGAACAGCUGCGACAAUAAGACGCGACGAGCCGCGGUCGGCUUCUGUCUGGUAUUUCCGGCGAGAGUCACGGAGGAUGUGAGUCGCUCAUGAAGCACGCCCCACGUCAACCUGGGAGACCGUGCGCGCCAUCCUCGUGUGUCAAAUCUCGAGACUGAUAGACCGACCUGUGCUCCGUAGACGAUCGCGCCGACGGUACGGCCGUGUUAUCCGCUCAGUGAAGUCGUAAAGUGCGCGGAGGAAGCGCGGAGAAAACGCGGAGAACUUCAGGAAGCGCGCGAGUUCGACGAAGGUCGACGCGAGCAAGAGGGAUGUGCAGCGAGCUCUUCGCGCGCUGAAAGUGCGCCGAACUUCCGGUCGAGCUGUCUCGCGGGAGUGCGCGCGAAAUUAAGAUGUGACUUUCUGACUACACACGUUUCCUGGUGAGUGCAUCCUCACAUACAUGGAGUUUCAGUUGGAUAGCGCAGAAUACUGCCAGGCUCAACACAAAUAGAGAGAUACGCCCGUACUCGCUGAGGACUAUUAGGUAUUGUUGAAGCGAGGAGAGAGAGGGAGGGUUAGACACAUCUCGGAGAGAGAAGAAAGGCGAACAUUGAAGUAGAGAAAUAUCACGUACGGGGAGAGCCGGAAAAAAGAAAUCAUCAACUAGUCAUCACGCAAGGCGUAGGAGAAUUUUAAUAGAAACAAUUAUUAAUUUACAUUAGUAGAUGCAAACAUCGUAGUUACUGAGCGCACCUGUCACACGGGAGCACCCAGUGCCAAAUAGAUAAUCUUCCGAGUCAUAGUCGAAAGUCUCUCAAGUGGGGAAGAGUAAAGCGCAUAUCAACACCGCCUAAUGUAACGUAGCCCUUACCCUUUCGGCGAGAUUCGCACCCCGACAACCUCUCUCGAAGUCUACAUGUAAACCCACGGUUCUGUCCUCUGUAAAAAAAUAAGGGAUAUUCUUAUUAGUUAAAUGAGAAGCAACUUUAUAAGACUGACAUUUAAUGGGCUAAGUUGUCAAAUCCAGCCUUUGUCGCUUCGUAUAGUGUGGCACACGUACGAGACUCGCGAAGAGACAAGUUCUAAGAUCUUUUAAGAGUUAAAAACAAUAAGGGGAGAUAGAUAUAUUAUACAACCAUCUGCCGUUAAGAAGGAAAUGAGCAACAUGAGGGUGAAGGAUAUCAGGCCGGCGCCCGCCGAAAUUGAAUACAAAAACAUGAAGUUCCUCAUCACCGAUCGGCCCAAUGAUCAAACCAUCCAUACUUUUAUUCAAGAACUGAAAAAGCACAAUGUAAAGGAAGUGGUGAGAGUCUGCGAACCAACGUACAAAGUCGAAGAACUUAAGUCAGAAGGGAUCAAUGUGAUAGAUUUGGUGUUCGAUGACGGUACAUUCCCACCGAACGAGGUGGUGGAUGAGUGGUUCGAAUUGUUGAAGAAUCGAUUCCGAGAAUCGCCUGAUGCAUGCGUAGCGGUACACUGCGUCGCAGGUCUCGGUAGAGCGCCAGUUCUGGUAGCGGUAGCUCUCAUUGAACUUGGACUUAAGUUCGAAGACGCCGUUGCCCUUAUCAGGGAGAAAAGACGAGGCGCCAUAAACGCGAAGCAGUUGACUUUCCUCGAAAAGUAUCGUCCCAAGUCUCGAUUGAAGAUCAAGAACGGACAGAAGAAUUCCUGCUGCAUCCAAUAGAUGGGAGGAUUUUUUUCGAAAAACGAAAAAAAAAACGGAAAAGUCACUAAUUCACGAUCGAUAUAAAUGUAUAGGUUUUUACGCCUGGCAACAAAUGGUAUAUUGUAGCGAAUCUGUUUUGAAUGGCCUAUCAAUGGAAAUGCAACCGUGAUGAAGAAUUGCAUCUUACUAAUUGCAAUCAACCAGUCGCAAUUUUGAGGCACAUUCUGUCUGUCCAAUUAUGUACUUUGAGACAAGCCAUUAACACAUGAAUUGCUUCAAAUUGUUGCUGUGUUUCCUUUUAUGAAAAUCCUGUAUUUAUUUUUGAUACUUAAUCAAUAUUGAUAAGACAGAAGUUAAGCCUUAAAACUGUAAUAACUAUUUUUAAAAUAUUCGUGAACGAUUAUUGUUGCUACUCAUUCAUGCUAAAAUAUGGAUCAUGACACGUAAGAUUUUUACUCGCACGCAUAUUAUUCAUUAUAAUAUUUUUCCCUAAUAUGGGAGAAGGGGAGAGAAACGGAAGUUCAUUAUAAAUCAUUAUGAAUUGGUUUAUAUAGGAAAAAAAAUUUUCAACUGUAACUGUAAUCAGCUAACACAUGUGGUAUGUAUCGGCUUUUCGUUAUAUCAUUCUUCUUAUUAUCAUUGAAAAUUAUAUUGCGUUUGCAAAAUAAGUAGAAAACAUAGGAUAUUUUUUAUUUAUAGGAAUUUUAACAAGUAUAAUUUGAGAAUCAUUGUUAAGUUUACAUUGAGUGAUUGUACAUUACAUUUCCAAAUAAGUAUAGUCAAGAGAUGAACAAGGCGUUUAUAAGGCAUGUAAAUGACACAUACAAAGAUAUUCAAAACAAAACAUUAAAAUCUGAUUACAUGUAAUUCCAUUUAAAAAAAAAAAGUAUGUCUUGACUACUUAAUAUAUCACUCUUUGGAAGCAUCUUAAAUAUAUUCUUCACAAUAUAUAAUUAGAGUAAAAAAAGGGAGGGAUGCGCAUCUUUGUUCAAAUGUCUAACGUGUAUGGUUUUGAUACAAUGUAUCAGUCGCAGCUUUGUAAGGUAUGAGAACGAAUGAAUAUGGUGUAACAAUUAAUUAUACAAUGAAUCAGAAUACCACAGUGAAAGAUGAUCGAUGGAAAAAUGCCAAGUACUAUAGUUUGCGAAACGUAACAUUGCAGUUUUGCCGAGAAUGUUCUCUUUUCUGUUAUGUCAAUUAUUGAGUACACGGCUAAUGUUAAUUUGUAUUUAACAUAAUAUUGUUGGAGGAACACUGUUUAAUACUUGGUUUGCGUAUCUUUUACAUAUAUAUCUGUAAAAAAAAUGUAUUUUUACUUUUUAAUAUUCGAGACACGAAUUGUAUGAAGCGUUAGAGUUUGGAAAUAUAACUCGCGCGUUCUUUAAAAAUUUGUCCAAGUUUAAAGAACCAAGAGAACAACAUGUAUAUGUAUUGCGUUGCAUUUCCAAUGGCAUGCCGAACCGCUGAUGGAUGUUCUUAACUCUUAUUGGACUUGGAAUCUGCGUUAACUUGAACGACGAGAAUGAAUAACUCGAGAAUAACGAGAAACUAACGCGAGAUAAAAAAAUCACACUCCAGAGUUGUAUAUCACGUUUAUCGUAGCUCAACGACAAUUUCACCAAAAUCUUUGCAUAUCUCUGAACUUUAGUCGGAAACGAAAGGAAUAGAUUUUUCAAUCUGACACGAGCAUUUUAUGUAAAGCCAUCGUCGUCUUCUAUUUUGGUAAAAUUGUCAGUGACGCUGUACGCCACACUAAACUGUGUUCAAAGGAUAGAAAAAGAAAUUCACUCGUAAACUAAAUAUAAUAACUUAGAACAUUUCGCGCGUCUGCUGAUUUUACGUGAAUGUACGUUCUUUGUAAUAAACAGAUACGCCGUUUUCGCUUCCGGUUGUCCCCUGCUCAACAAUAGAUGCGUGCCGGAAAUGGUACUAUCGCACGACGGUUACGCGGUGAUCAAGCUUGGUCGGUGUAUACACUAUGUUUCACCAACAGAGUUUAAUUGCUACAGCACUACUGGCAUGCGCGAUCAUUGUAUUUCCAGAGCGCGCGACAAUGAAUCGUUAUAUAUUAUGCGUUUGUUUAAUCGCCUCGGCAAUUCACCUCUUAUUCCACAAGACACAAACGACACGAUCGAUUGACGUUUAACUACUAGAUGAACGGCGAACAGUUUCUUUUUCUAAGCGACUCUCAGUUCUCGCGUAUAUGUUUUAUAACGAGUGACAACACACAACGGAGUACAUUCACUACGAUCGCAGAUACUCGGAUUGAAAUCUAAAUCUGGUACAUCUCCUUUUUUGUAAUAUUAAAAAACUGCAAUAUUUUUUACCAGAGGAUGGGACGAGGGAUAUUCGUAAAAAAGAAAAAAGAUGAUCCAACCUUAGAUACAAAAGUACAUACUUUUUAUUGUUCACCUCUAGUUUAAUUAUGAUAGUUAAAGCAAUUGGACGAGUUUUCUUUUUAAAUGGUACCCCCCUUUUAAACAGGCACGCCAGCAUCGUACGAGAGAGUAGGCGUGACCUCAAAAAAAAAGUUACCAUGCAAUUGUUUUCAUCAUUUAGCUAUUGCUUUUGCACACCGAUUCACUUCUUCAAGUCGUAUAGUUAAUUUGAUAAAUAACUAUAAAUAUGAAAUAUUUUCGCCUUUUUUUUAUAUCUGUGAUACGUUUAUCCUUUUGUGUAUAAAAAAAGCACAGACUGAGAAAUAGUAUAGAGCGAUAAUUGCGGUGUUCAAACUGUGAUGCUAAAUGUAAAUGCUAACGGUUCUGUGUAGAAAAUUAUGCACGUUUUAUUUGAAAAGUUAAAUGUUAAAUUACAAUUUAACAUGUUGAAAUCAUACUGCUGUGCAAUAACUCUAUUUAUAAACAAUACACACAAGAGCGUGGGAUGUUGUGUUCCUCGAAGAAAUGAAUCGAGUCGCUGCAAAAAUUAAUACCGUUCAAAGAAGAAAUGUAAUCGCAAUUACGAUCAAGAUAAAUCUUUCUUUUUCCAAUAGCUAUUUGAUGAUAUAAAUAAUACGAUAAUUUUCCACACGUCGAUGAGAAAAAUCACUUACGUUUAAUUACGUGUCUAAUGUGAAUAUUCGAAGCAAGAACAAUUUAGAUAGCAAAGAAAUCCUCUAUUUUGAACCGACGUAAUAAAAUAAGAACAAUCACUCCCCUACAAAUUGAUUAUACAAAAAAAAAAUAAAAGUAACGAGUUAGCGCAAUUUAAA
Messenger RNA from Odontomachus brunneus, 4970 nucleotides. RefSeq names its product protein tyrosine phosphatase type IVA 1. Gene Ontology annotation, cellular component: nucleus. Gene Ontology annotation, biological process: protein dephosphorylation. Gene Ontology annotation, molecular function: phosphatase activity. The transcript has 6 exons. The record is from RefSeq and is a predicted model, not a curated record. NCBI's taxonomy places the organism in Eukaryota, Metazoa, Arthropoda, Insecta, Hymenoptera, Formicidae. Bases 1250 to 1777 code for a protein of 175 amino acids.